Adineta ricciae is the source of this 762-nucleotide messenger RNA. Lineage: Eukaryota; Metazoa; Rotifera; Eurotatoria; Adinetida; Adinetidae. The record is from the annotation of a GenBank genome assembly.
AUGGCACGUACAUCGAUGAGGGAACUACAAUGGAUUCAUUCACAAAACUACCAAGGAGAGUAUUCUACGCGAGCACAGUUUACUGCUAGUACGCAAUUGAAUGAUAACCUCCCGCCAUCAUUCAAAGAAACGAGAUGGGCUGAAGGUGAUGAUAAGAAAGAAGCCGUCUAUUCAAUUAGUAGGCAAAAACUGAUUGGUCCGUCUGGUAAUCCACGCUUCAAUUCUCAAAAUUAUGAACUUGAACGAUAUCGUACCGUUCCCAGUUUCGAGAACCAUUGUAUAGAAGGAUGUACUACAAUGCUGAGAGGUUUCUGCUGUUCUCAGUUUCAUGUAUGUGGAACAAAAGAUAGCUGUUUGACGAAAUCUGAUCUCAAUAAUCCCGGGAAAAGCGAGAUUCCUUCAAUAUUGCGUAGAUUCCUACUGGCCCCAUUGGCUUUUGUUUUCGUGCUUCGCUGUAUUUACAGAUGUUGCAAAGCACAUAAACAACCCAAUAGCAUCAUACAGAGUAGCAAUCAUAUAACAAGUCGAUCCUCCAAUGUGCUACAAACGAAUUUCACUCGAGCUCCUACGUCGUUAUAUAUACCUGAACCUGUUAAUCAAUCACUUUCUAUCUCGACAUCACCUGCUGUCUCUGAGCAACAUUCUACCUUGUUACCACCAGCAUACAACGAAUUAUUGCAACAAGAAUCUAUUAGAACUGAAGGGCCAGCUACACCACCGCCAACCUAUGAGGAUUUUAUCAAGAAAACAAUUGAAAAUUGA